UUUACCAAGGGUGCCAAUAAUUCUGACCACAACUGUAUUUAGAACAUAUUUUUGUUAACUGGAUAGAUUAGAUAGAUAGAUAUCAAGUAAACAUUUUUUUUUAGAUGCACUAUUUUAUUGAACUAUUCCUUCUCUCUUUCCCUCCUGUACUGUAUAACCUUGCAAACAGUCUGAUUAAUUCUGUCUCAUCAUUCUCUGUCCUUCCUCCCUCUCCCGUCUCUGUAAACAACACCAGUAAUUAUGGGAAAUGAACAAAUGAACAUCGUACUAAUAGAGUUUCAUUAUGUUAAUAUGCUGUAUGCUGCUGGGUGUAUAAAAGACAGACUGUCCCUCAUUCAGACACACACCUGCAGCAACCCUGUUAUUUGAAGGUUACAGGCUGUCUCUUUUUUCCUGGAAUUCUGAUUUUGUUUUUUUUAUUAAUAUUUAUAAACCACAACUGUUCUCUUAGAAGAUGCAGACAAAUUGUGCUCUACUCUGCAUCUCUCUCUGUGUCUUUACUGCACAUCUCUCAAGGAUCCAUGGCAUGACCCUCACGAAUCCAGAGAAAAAAGGCUGGACUCUACACAGUGCUGGGUACCUACUAGGACCUUAUGCUCACAGAAGUCUUAAUGUAAGACACAGAGCUACGGGCAAAAGAGACGUGUGGAAUGAGAGUUCAAGCAUACCAACAUCUUCAUACAAUGAUUCAUAUCUUCUCUCACUGCUGGGUCAUCUUGCAUAUCUGCGAUUAAAAGAAAUGGGAAUGGCUGAAGAUUUUAGUGGCUCUUUAAUCAAUGGCCAUAUGAAGCAAUAACAGAUAUCUCUGUUUUCAUCCUUUGUUAUCAUUAUUUAUUACGCAGUUAAAACUGGUAAAUUGCAUAUAUUAAUACCCCAUGAAUCUGAUUUGGCUCUUUUCACCACUUUACCAUUGUUGGUGCAUAAUUACCUGCUUCAGAGUUGAAAUAAAGC
Messenger RNA from Megalobrama amblycephala (Wuchang bream), 951 nucleotides. It is a transcript of the gene gall, whose product is annotated as galanin-like. The transcript has 6 exons. The coding region runs from base 455 to 796 and encodes 113 amino acids. Gene Ontology annotation, cellular component: extracellular region. Lineage: Eukaryota; Metazoa; Chordata; Actinopteri; Cypriniformes; Xenocyprididae. Gene Ontology annotation, molecular function: hormone activity. The record is from RefSeq and is a predicted model, not a curated record.